AUGUCUGCCACGACGAUUAGUCAUAUCGUUUCGAUUGGCAAUAAAGAUAUUUUAAUUGUCAUCGUUUGUUUGUUCGCUCGUUUGUCGUUUUUUUGGGUUAUUGUUUGUUCAACGGCAUGGAUUCAUUUUCCAGCUGUUGAAAGGAUUUAUGGCGCAUGUCUCGUUUUGUCCUUUUUGGAGGAGGCCGCAACAAAGAAAAUUCAAACGACUGGAUUGCAACGAAAUUACGGUUCUUAUCAAUCGAUAUUUCCCGUGUAA
Pediculus humanus corporis (human body louse) is the source of this 258-nucleotide messenger RNA. RefSeq lists its product as uncharacterized. The transcript has 3 exons. The record is from RefSeq and is a predicted model, not a curated record. Lineage: Eukaryota; Metazoa; Arthropoda; Insecta; Psocodea; Pediculidae. Bases 1 to 258 code for a protein of 85 amino acids.